Molecule: messenger RNA, 1938 nt
Organism: Ylistrum balloti
Lineage: Eukaryota; Metazoa; Mollusca; Bivalvia; Pectinida; Pectinidae
Exons: 8
Coding region: 99-1484 (461 amino acids)
Source: RefSeq, a predicted model, not a curated record
GAUUACACUUACAUGUAUGUUCCAGUCUUAAAACAUCGUGUAUAGGAUUUUUAUGGAGUAAAAAAAACUAAUCAGGACUUAUGUGAUAAUAACCGGAUAUGCUUCAUCUAUUCUAUUACCUGUUGCUUGUAGCUUUGGUCAAAGGGCCUACAUGUCUAACUGCAAAGACGGUAAAGCAGUGUUGUACAGGGAAAAGCCCAACCAAUCCCUGUGAAUUUCUCGAAUUAUCCUGUCCAUCGGAACAUGUCAUAUACAAACCGGAUGUCUAUCCAACCAGCACAACUUGUAAGAAUCGACAUCUCUGUGAUGGGCUGGUCACGCUGUAUCCAAAGUUACGCAUCGAUAUCUAUAAUUGCUACUGGAAAAACAAAUGUCUUAUUGAUUUAUCGUCCGUUGAUAAGUCAUCACCUUUGGCAGAAUUAGGAACGGAUUGUCCGUCGGCGGAGUGGCUGAACGUUGUGGUUAAGGAGUGGAAAUGCGUCAGCAAAAAUGUUAUUUCAGAUAUAUGUGCUGGAAACAAGAAGCAACAAAUCGACAUAUUGAAACUCUCUGACAAACCAUCAGGAAUAAUAAGAAGUCACGAGGGUUUCCCUUGGAAUUAUGGGAAGGACAUCUUUCACAUCGAGAACUCUCUAUACACGCCAAUGUGUACUGUAACAUUCAACGGAAAUAUGGAGUCACAUACAGAUUUCAGCCGCAUCGCUGUCUUCGUCGACAGUUUAGAUAUUGGCGAUGACUUUAACACAGCAUACAUUCAAAAUGAGGAAUUGCAGGCAAAGACUUAUGUUUAUGAUUUUAAAACCCCAUAUGUCAAUAUAUCGUUUGGAUUCACUAAAACAAACUACAAUAUAAAAGGUGGCAAAGGCUUUGUCCUGUUCUAUAAAUUUCUUCGAGUCGACGAAGCUGUUUCAUCAAUAAAAGACUUCCAAGAUAUCAUCGAAACCAAACAAGGGACGUAUGCUACAUGUGUUCACAGGCACAAAUACUUCUGUCCGUAUCGUAAAGCGUGCGAGAAGAAUGCACGAUUGUUCGUGCCUGUGAACGAUCCUGACGACUUUUGCUCAUACAAGUCAGUUAAGAAAUUAAGGGAACCCAAAAGCUGUUCGAAAGAGAAAUACAACGCAUGUAAAUUACGUAAAACAGCUCUGAAGGGGAGAAAAUGGUCAAUGGUUAUCAGCGGGAACUUCACCGAGAAGUUCUUCACAUGUAAAUGGAUGUUUAAGCCUAAAGGACGAACAACAUGGGCUAUUACGUUUGAAAAAAACACUUUCGACAGGAGGUUUGAUAACUUAACUGUAAGACAUUCCCAUUGUGAAACCUCUAAUGUCACAACACUAAUGCCCCAAAAAACGCCCUACGCAAUAAAAAAGAGAGAUAUUGUCACAGUGGAAUAUUCAAGGACGAUAACAACGGAUUCAGAUACCUGGUUGCCACCUAUCACUGAGUUUAAAAUGACUUUUAAACGGACACGGAAAAGAAACUGAAGUACGGCAUAGUAUCCUGUCUGCAAUAUCCGCGUGAUGUCUUCUUUAAAAUCAGGAUUUAAAAUUUUUUUUUUUUUUGCUUUUAGUUUUUUUUCAAAUAUAUAUCUUAAUUUGUAUUGUUUAUGUUUUUCACUAGAUCUUGUAACAUAUAAUAUUGCUAUUUCAGAUUAUGGCGAAUAGGGUAAUUAUUGAAUCCAUUACAAAUCCCAUUACACGAUACACCCCUGUGAUAUCCAAAUACAUAGUUUUCUCGUGAAUGCGACUAGAAGAACUUGAAGAUUUAAGUCAUAGACCCCAAUGUCUAAUAGACGAUUCACCUGUACCCCGAUCGAACAGUUGAUAAGAUAUAAGUAGGAAGAAAAAACGGACCGAUUGAAAUACGUAUAAUUGCAUUUCAUAUGUCUGAUCCACAUGAAAUUCAAACAAAUGAUUAAACUCAACAUGGCCGUCAAAA